CAAAGUGGAAAAGACAGGUAAAUGCCGAGUCUCUCGCUUAUUGUCUGCGCGAGUCGGUUCGGCAUAGUUCCUCAUAUAAGUGUAUUAUUUUUGGGCUUUGAGGUUUCAUCUCGUCGAAAUCCGAUUAGGAGGUCGACAGAGAGACCGCUUGGUCGGUUUUUAUAGCAGAAUAUCUGACAUUCAUCUGGGUUUCUGGUGUUAUUCCUUUGUAAAUACUGUUAUUUGUAUAUACUGUAAAUGAUGACGUCUGUGGGCGGAAACCGAGCCUGCGGCAGUUGGGAGCAGCAGACGCAGACAGGCCAGACACAGCACAAGCAGAGACCUCAGGCCACUGCUGAGCAGAUCCGACUCGCGCAGAUGAUUUCGGACCACAAUGAUGCUGAUUUUGAAGAAAAAGUUAAGCAGCUGAUUGACAUCACAGGCAAGGACCAGGAUGAGUCUAUGAUUGCAUUGCAUGACUGCAACGGGGAUGUCAACAGAGCCAUCAACGUGUUGCUGGAAGGUAGCCCAGAUACUGACUCUUGGGAGAUGGUGGGGAAGAAGAAAGGAGUGUCUGGUCAGAAGGAGCCUGGCCAUACUGAGACCGGAGAGGAAGGAAAGGAGAACCGGGAGAGAGGAGCAGAGAGGGACGUGGCACGUCGUCGAGGUGGAGCCCCACGCAGGGGUAGAGGGGCUAGUAGGGGGCGAGAGUUCCGUGUACAGGAGAAUGGUCUGGAUGGAGGAAAGGCUGCUGGGAUAGCAGGCAGGGGCACAGAGCGAGGCCACAGGGGGAGGGGCAGAGGAAGAGGGGGAGAACGGGAGCGAGGCAGGCGAGGGGGACGGUUUUCUGCACAGGGCAUGGGCCAGAUUGAUAAGGGGCCCAGAUAUGAUUUUUCAGGAGAUGAGAGAACAUUCAACCCGGCGGACUACGCUGAGCCGACCCAGACAGAGGAGAACUACAGCGGGGGAAGCACCUGGAACAACACGAGAAACCUGGAGCCAGAGGAAGGACCCAGGAUUGAGUACUCUGCAGGAGGAGAGGGAACAAAUUACCAACCCAAGUUUGACUCUGCGCCUUGUGCCUGGAAGAGUGCGACGGAAGAGUGGGGUACUGAGGACUGGAAUGAGGACCUGUCAGAGACGAAGAUCUUCACAGCCUCCAGUGUGGUCUCCAUGCCACUCCCCCAGGAGAAUGUCACCAUCACUGCAGGACAGAGGAUUGACCUGGCAGUGCUGCUGGGGAAGACUUCCCCGUCCUCUGAGGCCCCGGGCCACAUAGAGGCCAGCCAGCCCCCCUCCCUCCCCCAGUCACUUGUGUUCAGCAACUCCAAGCAGCCGCUGUCUCAAACCACCUCCAGCAGCACCUCCUACACCCAGCACAGCAUGGUGAACAUGCUGCGGAAGGGCUUUGGGGAGGUGGGGGACCCUAAAGGAGGCAGCACAGGGACAACCAGCGGCUCCCAGUUCUUGGAGCAGUUUAAGACUGCACAAGCCUUGGCCCAGCUGGCUGCCCAGCAGUCCCAGACAGGACAGCCCAACCCCACACCCUCUUCCUGGGACACCAACUCUGCAGAGCUGGGCCACUAUGACAUCAAGGCCCAGCCAGAGCCUCCGGUCCACAGCCCCUUCACCAAGCGCCAUCCCUACCAGCCCACCACCUCCGUGUUGGAUGCUUUCCUCCCCCCUUCCUCAGUUUCCUCCUCCCUGCCCUCACAGAGCAGCCCCUUGUCCCACAUGGCGCCCCCUGUGUCUGUCCUCCCCAAGAUGGUGGUGCCCCCCUUGGGGCACCAGGUGUCCCCUGACUCAUCGGAUGCUCAGGGUUCCAGCCCUCUGCCACUGCAGCAGCACAAGCUCAAGCAACAGAAGAAGAGGACCUCCAUCACCACCAAGAUCCCAGCGAUGGCGGUGGAGAUGCCUGGCUCGGCAGACAUCUCUGGGCUGAACCUGCAGUUUGGAGCACUGCAGUUUGGCUCUGAACCUGUGCUCCAGGAGUACAACAGCGCCAACACCACCACCACCACACCAGGAAGCCAGGUUCAAAACAGCCUCUACACAAGCCCCAGCUGUGAGGCGAUUCCCUCCAACUCCAGUCAGAUUGACAUGUACGAACAGAGGGCUCCCCAGGCCCGGCGCUUCCCCACCCCUGUCUCCUCCCCGCAGAAAGAGAAUGGAUUCAAUUCAAUACAGACACAUUCUGUGGAAGCUGCAGCAGGCUCUGCAGUGUCUGUGAAGUCUGCCUCUGAUUCGGCCACGCCUGCGUCAGUCUCCAUGGCUACAUUGACAGACAGUGGCUCAGGGCCCGUGUCCUUGUUGACCACAUCCAAUCAGUUGUCGCACAGCGCUCUGGGGCACAAUGAAGACCUGCCCCCGAAUACCAUGCCUCAGCACAGCAAUUCCCUUUCUACACAGCAGAAAAGUCUCGCGCCAUCCCAAGUCCGCACAUCCAACACCAGUCUAAUGCACCAGAGCAUAGAGGACUCUAGCUUGCACUCUUCCUCCUUCACUUCCUCUGUCUCGGCGGUCCCCUCUUCCUCUGUCCUCUCUUCCUCGUCGGUGGUUGCAGCAGCUCAGCAGGUCUCCAUGGGGGCCCCUCAGCCCUCUUCAGUGAACAUAGUGUCUCAGUCAGCCCCCUCGGGCUUGGCACCUGUGAGCAACCUAGCGGCCAUGGGCCUCCACACAGUAGCCUCCAUGGGACCUCCAGCCGUUGCCUCCGCAGCCAUGUCCACAGGAGCACCAGCCCAGGCUAUCGCUUCCUCCGCCUCCUCACGCAGCUCUGCAGUCUCCUCAGGUCUCUUUACAGGGAAAGCACCUCCUAACCUGCCUCCUGGAGUGCCCCCUCUGCUUCCCAACCCAUACAUUAUGGCCCCCGGACUACUGCAUGCUUACCCUCCCCAGGUGUAUGGCUAUGAUGACCUACAGAUGCUCCAGACAAGAAUACCAUUGGAUUACUACAGCAUCCCGUUUGCCACCCCCAGCACAGCACUGACUGGCAGAGAUGGCAGCCUGAGCAACAACCCUUACUCUGGUGACUUAUCAAAGUUUGGUCGAGGUGAUGCGUCGUCCCCGGCGCCGGCCACCACUUUGGCCCAGCAGACGCAGCAGAACCAGAGCCAGACGCACCACACCACGCAGCAGCCUUUCCUCAACCCAGCGCUGCCCCCAGGCUACAGCUACACCAGCCUGCCAUAUUACACUGGCGUGCCAGGCCUGCCCAACACCUUCCAGUAUGGCCCCGCUAUGUUCCCGGUGGCUCCUACCUCGUCGAAGCAGCACGGUGUGAAUGUUGGAGUCAAUGCCUCGGCAACUGCCUUCCAGCAGGCCAGCGGCUACGGUACCCAUGGUUACAACACUGGCUAUGAGGAUAUGGGCCAGGCUUCAGGGAGUGGGGAUUUCUGUAAGGGUGGAUACGGCACUGCCGUGGCCGCCGCCGCUUCUGCACAAAACAAGCAAGCCAGCUCUGUCAGCGGGCCUGGAGUCGGAGUCUCGGUGACAUCAAGCAACACCGGGGUCCCAGACAUUUCAGGGUCUGUUUACACAAAGACACAGCAGCAGCAGUCUUAUGAGAAGCAGCAGGGUUUCCACGCUGGUACACCGGCAGCUUCCUUCAGCCUGCCCUCUGCCCUGGGCGGCGGGGGUCCCAUCAACCCCCCAGCUGCGGCUGGUUAUGCUCCAGCCCCCUUCAUGCACAUCCUGGCACCGCACCAGCAGCCCCACUCGCAGAUCCUGCACCACCAUCUGCAGCAGGACGGACAGAGCGGUGGCACUGGACAGCGCAGCCAGAAUGCUUCGCUUCAACAGAAGACCCAGAUCAACAAGUCUGCAUACAACAGCUACAACUGGGGGGCCAACUAACACCCGCCCAUCAUCCAGCCCCCUGUCCCGAAAUCUGACAAAGGGGGGCGUCCUUCCCCACAAAUGGUCUCCAUAUAACCCCCUCUCUCCUACAGUGAUCCCAUUCUUUUGGCUCAGCACACCGGCAGUACUCACCACUGCCACGGGUGGCCAUGUGCUGAGGGAAAGCACUAGUGUGGCGAGGAGAGCAUGGGGGCAGUCUUAAAAAGAGAGCGGGGUGGAGUUAAAUGGUUAUAGUAACGGUUUGUUAAGAGCUGAUUAUUGAGUGUUUGGAAUUUUGUAUCGUGUUCCCCCCCCCCCCCCUUUCACUCUGUUAAAUGUAACAUAGAACUGUUUUCUAAAAGAAAUAAUGUUUUUGUUUUUACUGAUGGGAGGAACAAAGACAUCUGAAGGUGGGGGACAGGCUGGCUUUCUAUUUCUCCCCUCACCCCCUUAUACUUGGUCAAAAUGUACUGUUCCCACCCUAAACCCAAACGAACUUUUCCUUGGUUUCCCAUUUGGUUUUUACAACAUUUUAGUUUCACUAAUGGUUUCUCUAAAUUGACAGGAGUUGUGAAGUUUAUUUUUUACCAUAGAUAUAUAUAUAUAGAUCAAUCUAGAUAUAGAUAUCUAUAUUGUGUGUGUACACUGGUGGUCCCUCAAACUGAUACCAAUUGAAUUGAUUUCCCAUUAUUUUAUGUUGUAAAUUAGCUUUACCCGUGAUUUAAUGUUUUUAAAACAUUUUGUAGAUUCUGCAGUACAAAAUUGAUGUACGGGAGGCCAGGGCACACCCUUACCUAUGUGUUCAAGUUAUUUUUCUAAUCCCUUACACGCUCACUCCACCACCUGUUCCCCCCCCCCCCCAAUAUAUUAUUAGGAAACCUGCAGCAAUGAUUACUGAUGGACAAAAUGUUACUUUUUUUGUCAGUGAUUUUUUUUUUGUACUGUGUUUUUAAAUGGAUGGAUGAGUGUGUACCUAUACACUACAUAGCCAAAAGUAUGUGGACAUCUAUUCAUAUUAGUCUAUUUUAGCUAUUUCAGGUGUGUAAAAUUGAGCCCACAGCCAUCACUCCAUAAACAAACAUUGACCGUAGAAUGGCCUGUACUGAAGAGCUCAUUGACUUUCAAAUUGGCACCGUCGUAGGAUGUCACCUUUCCAACAAGUCAAUUCAUAACAUUUCUGCCCAGAAAGAGUAGCCCCAGUCAACUGUAAGUGCUGUUAUUGUGACGUGGAAACGUUUAGGAGCAACAACGGCUCAGCCACAAAGUAGGAGGCCACACAAGCUCACGGGACAGGACCUCCGAGUGCUGUAGCACGUAAAAGUCGUCUGUCCUCAGUUCCCACACUCACUACGGAGUUCCAAACUGCCCUUGGAAGCAACGUCAGCAGAACUGUUCGUCGGUGCAUCAUGAAAUGGGUUUCCAUGCUCGAGCAGCCGCACACAAGCCUAAGAUCACCAUGCGCAAUGCCAAGUGUCGGCUGGAGAUGUGUUAAGCUCGCCAGCAUUGGACUCCGGAGCAGUGGAAACGUGCUCUCUGGCAGUCUGACGGACGAAUCUAAGUUUGGCGGCUGCCAGGCGAAUGCUACCUGCCCAAAUGCAUAGUGACAUUUAUGAAGUUUGGCGGAGAAAUAAUGUUCUGGGGCUGUUUUUCAUGGUUCGGGCCCCUUAGUUCCAGUGAAGGGGGAUGUUAACGCUACAGCAUACAACGACAUUCUAGAUGUUUCUGUGCUUCCAACUUUGUGGCAACAGUUUGGGGAAGGCCCUUUCCUGUUUCAGCAUGACAAUGCCCCUGUACACAAAGCGAGUUCCAUACAGAAAUUAAUGGUUUGUUGAGAUCGGUGUGGAAGAACUUGACUGGCCUGCACAGAGCCCUGACCUCAACCCCAUCGAAUACCUUUAGGAUGAAUUGGAAUACCGACUGCGAGCCAGGCCUAAUUGCCCAACAUCAAUGCCCGACCUCACUAAUGCUCUUGUGGCUGAAUGGAAGUAAGUCUCCUCAGCAAUGUUCUAGAAUGUAGUGGAAAACCUUCCCAGAAGAGUGAAGGCUGUUGUAGCAGCAAAGGUGCGACCAACUCCAUAUGUAUGCCCAUGAUUAUGGAAUGAGAUGUUCGAGCAGUGUCCACACAUACUUUUGACCAUGUAGUGUAUAUCACACACACACACACAGACAAGUACUGUAGUCCUUGUUUGUUCAAUGGCUUUCCCCCUUCUCAAAUCAAACUGGUUAGCUUUUUUGUUUCAUGUUUUUUAUUUUGUAAAAAAUAUAUAAAUAUUAACUAAAUAAACAGGAAAAUGCAUUUUCAUCA
Molecule: messenger RNA, 6118 nt
Organism: Oncorhynchus masou masou (cherry salmon)
Lineage: Eukaryota; Metazoa; Chordata; Actinopteri; Salmoniformes; Salmonidae
Product: ubiquitin-associated protein 2-like
Exons: 30
Coding region: 238-3831 (1197 amino acids)
Cellular component (GO): nucleus; cytoplasm
Molecular function (GO): protein binding
Source: RefSeq, a predicted model, not a curated record